CUUUCAUCGACCAAUAGCAUCAGGUCGAAGUGAAUUCCCUUUUGCCGCUAAAAUCGAACUACAUACUGAUGUUUUGCUGGUCGUUUGCAUGGUGUUCCUAACUUUAAUUAUUUUUUAUCCUUAUCAUUUUGUGCAGCAGUUAUUAUUUUUCAGUUCACGGGAAAAAAAAUGGGGAUCCCUGGGCUGUUGCAGUUCCUCAAAGAUGCCUCCGAGCCCAUCAGUGUGAGGAAGUUCAAGGGACAGACAGUGGCUGUAGACACAUAUUGCUGGCUUCAUAAGGGGGCUUUUUCUUGUGCAGAGAAGCUUGCCAAAGGGGAGCCCACUGACCAGUAUGUGACAUACUGCAUGAAAUUUGUGGACAUGCUGUUGUCUUUUGGUGUGAAGCCCAUAUUGGUGUUUGAUGGCUGUAAUCUGCCUUCAAAACAGGAGGUGGAGAAAGCUCGCAGAGAGCGUCGUCAGGCAAAUCUGCAGAAAGGCAAGCAGCUUCUACGAGAGGGAAAGAUAUCUGAGGCCAGAGACUGCUUCACUCGUUGUGUAAACGUCACCCCUUCCAUGGCUCAUGACGUGAUCAAGGCUGCAAGGACCAGAGGUGUGGACUGUGUGGUGGCUCCAUAUGAGGCUGAUGCACAGCUGGCCUUCCUUAACAAGGCCGGCAUCGCGCAGGCUGUCAUUACUGAGGACUCCGACUUACUGGCGUUUGGUUGCAAAAAAGUUAUCCUAAAGAUGGAUAAACAGGGAAAUGGUCUGGAGAUCGACCAGAACAACCUGGGCCGGUGCCGCUCCCUGGGUGACGUCUUCACAGAGGAAAAGUUCAGGCACAUGUGUAUUCUCUCUGGUUGUGACUAUCUGGCCUCCAUCCAUGGAAUUGGUCUGGGCAAAGCCUGUAAACUACUUAAGAUGGCAAACAACCCCGACAUCCUUUGGGUGAUCAGGAAGAUUGGCCAGUACCUGAAGAUGAAUGUGGUUGUGCCAGACGAGUACAUUGAGGGUUUUGUUAAGGCCAAUCAUACCUUCCUUUACCAGCUGGUGUUUGACCCCAUUAGGAGAAAAGUGGUGCCUCUCAACCCCUAUCCAGAGCACCUCGACCCUGCUACCCUCAGCUAUGCUGGCCGUAAUGUGGGAGAUUGUAAAGGGUUUCAGAUGGCCCUGGGAAACUUGGAUAUUAACACCAUGGAGAGGAUUGAUGACUUCAACCCAGAUGCUGCAAAUCCUAAGCCAGUUAAACCCCGCAGUCGUGGCUGGAAUGACAGCUGUGAAUCGCGUGCCUCCAAACACCUCAGUAUCUGGAGCAGAGGUUAUAUUCCAGGCAACCUCUCAGCUGCCCAGCCUGUGGGCUCUCCAGAGAGGCCUCCUCCCACCAGGGGGAAGGAGAGGGUUGUCAGUCUUCAGGGGCUUCCCCACAGGGACACCCAGGUUAAAAGACCCAGAGAAGACUCUGUUGUUUCUGACCAGGACAUCCUGCUGCAGUACUCCAACCAGAAGAGGUCCAGAGGAGAGGAGGAGCCUGGACACAGAGGAAGCCAGCCCAGCUCCCCAGCUACCCAUCACCGACCACGCAACCGUUUUGCCACCUUGCUUCAGAGGAGGAACCAGGAAGAGGAUGAAGAUGGGCAGGGCACACGAAGCAGGUUCUUCUGUAGUGGCAGCAUCUCCAGUGAGGAGGCCCGCCUGAACCCCGAGCCCAUAGAGGAGUCCCAGGAGGUGACCGAGGACCCCGUUGAAAGAUCUUGUUUCGGCGAGCCUGCAGAGACAGAAGAGAAGGUGGACGCUCUUAGCCAAACCCCCUCCCUUUCACCAUCCACUGUGCCUUCCAGCCAAGGUCUGGGGGUGUUCCGCUGGUCAGCCAGCUCCCUGGAGAAAUCCAGGACCCCAGCUCCCACAUCCGGCCUCUCGUCCUUGCGGCAGUUCCAGCACAAGAAGGAAAGCUUCUCUUGGAGCCAGGAAGGCCAGAGGUCUAGGAAGACUCCCAGCGCCCCAGAGCCCAUCCUGGGCCAAGAAGACAAGGAUAUACCACCAGACUCUCCCCCUUCUCAGGACAGUGCAUACUUCUCUCAGCCUAACCACUCUUCCUGCAGUGCAGAGAAUGCGUCUACACCCACUCAGCUGGAGAAUGCCUUCAUACCGGAACACCGCUGUUUCCUUGGCUCCUUAGAAAUGAACUCAAGCAAGGAUUCAGACUCAGGUGAAAGUCCAAGAUGCUCUCCAGUGACGCAUGACAAGAAACCCAGCCCAAUAAGACUUAAGGUGGCAGGUCUGCCGCGGAUGAGACCUGGUGACCAAGGGAAAGGGAAAAAGAUCCAACCCUCCGCGCCAGCCAGGGCCAGCGGGCUCCGUAAAAAGCCUUCAGGGCCUGGAAAGAAACUUAGCACAAACAACGAGAACAACCCUGGCCUCCAGGCCACUAUCAGUGGCCUAUGGAAAAACUUUUGUUAUAAGAAAGAAAAUCCGAAGAUAAACCCCAGUAAGAAGGGAGAGCCUAUGUCACCUGUGAAGGACAACUUUCAGGACCUCACAUCUGAAGAAAAUGAUAUUUUUUUAAUCUCCAGCGUUCAGGAAACAUUAUGCCUCUGAUACUGAUUUUUUUAAACAUUCACAAGCAUGGCACCUUGUGAAAGUCUUAGAUUUACGACAUACUGUGUAUGUUCAUGCACUGUGCAUUACUGUGGAAUUAAUUUAAAAGCAUCCUGUAAAUGGAUUCUAGUUUGAAUAAAUACAACUUUAUUAGA
Messenger RNA from Esox lucius (northern pike), 2726 nucleotides. RefSeq names its product exonuclease 1 (gene exo1). Gene Ontology annotation, biological process: mismatch repair; DNA recombination. Gene Ontology annotation, cellular component: nucleus. The record is from RefSeq and is a predicted model, not a curated record. The transcript is spliced from 14 exons. Gene Ontology annotation, molecular function: 5'-3' DNA exonuclease activity; 5'-flap endonuclease activity; metal ion binding. NCBI's taxonomy places the organism in Eukaryota, Metazoa, Chordata, Actinopteri, Esociformes, Esocidae. Bases 169 to 2571 code for a protein of 800 amino acids.